This is a messenger RNA of Moneuplotes crassus, 2414 nucleotides long. The record is from the annotation of a GenBank genome assembly. NCBI's taxonomy places the organism in Eukaryota, Ciliophora, Spirotrichea, Euplotida, Euplotidae.
GAAAUUACGUAUGCGCCUGAAAUUAAGAAGGAAGAGAGGUAUUAAGAACUGAUAUGUCAACCUACCCAAUAACUCUCGAUUCAAGAUAGAGAUGAACAAGAGCAUGAGGAAUGAUGACACCAUCAGUCUUCCCCUCAAGGUCACCUUUGAUGAAAAAGUCUUUUUCUUCGGAUAUGCUGGUGGGGUUAGUGAAGAAGAUAAUACAAUCGAGGUAUCUGAAGGGUUAGCUGAUUUCCUUAAUCUCCCUGAAGGGAUCUCCAUUGAAGUCAGCAUUCAAUAUACUUUCAGACACUUAAAAAUGGUCGAAUUCGAGCCUAUCACAGCAGAUGAUUACGAAAUUGUCAAACAUUUUGCAGAAGAAAUCGAAUUCAAUCUCCUCAAUCAAAUCGGAGUGUUCUACAAUGGAUUAAUAUUCCCUUGCUAUGUUGGUCCUGACCUCCAGUACCAAAUCAGAUUCAAAGUUAAUAUCAAAGAAAAGCUCAUUGAAAGAGCAGAAUGCUUCAUGCUGAGUUUAGAUGCUGAGAUCACUAUCCCUCCUAAAGUCAGACAAUUAGAGGAAAUCAAAAAAGAAGAAGAGAUCAAAAGAGAUGUAGAAAAAGAGAGCAAAAGAAAGGUCUUUGAGAGCUCAAUAGAAGAAACUAAGGAGUAUGAAAUCAAGCACACUGUCUCAUUUGAUGAUUCUGAGCUAAAGGAAGAGUAUAAAGGAGUCGUUGUCCGAAGUUAUGAUACUAAAGAUGAAAACUGAUUCUAUCAUAUUUUCACAUCGAUCAAGUCCUUGAAGGAUCCAGUCAAAGUAACUUUCAAGUGCAAGACAAGAGAGAGGUUUAAGAAUUUCCUGAUAAAUAAGCAACAGAAUAAUGGUGACGUCAAAACUACAGAGUCAACCAAAAGUUUAGUACUUUUGCCAAAAUAUGAUCCCAAUCUCCAUUUUGAUGAGUUUAGUCUUCCUGCUAACAUGCUUCCUCUAUUCUCAGAGCAUUCUAAGGUCUCAUACUUCAAGGCUUAUGAAUGACAGAUUCAGACUGAGUUUGGAGAGGAGGAAUCUAAGGAUCAAAAGCCCAAGAACAUAGCGUAUAGCAUUGAAUGAAAUUUCUACCAAUCAGCAUUAGAUUUACUAGUUUCUUCGGAAGGAGAAAGUUUGAAUAAUACAAAAAUGAUAGUCAAAGAACUAUUUUUGCACAAGAUAUUCGACUCAUAUUAUGAUAAUGACUCCACUAUAAUUCUCAAUUCAGGAAUGAAGAUCGCGUACAGUCGAAAAUCUGUCAAAGAAGAUCUUGAGAAAUUAUUACACAGGUGGAAAGAGAGUGACCAGACUGUGUAUCAAACAGACCAACUCAUCACUGUGUGUCAGAACUUCUUGGCAAUACUAGACUCUACUAGAGAAGGAAUUAAAGAGGAAAGCAUUGACCUUUCUUCAUCUCAAAAGCAAACAAGUUCAGCUCCAAAUGAUGAGAAUUCGCUCUGUCUGAUGAUCAAGGUAGUUAUGCAUGAUCCCAAGGACAGAAACAAGGUUCAUAAAUACAAGAUUAUCAAGAGUAUAGACCAAGUGCAAUUAGGGGAUAAAUGCAUAGUUUCUUUUGACAAACUGAGAGAAAUCCCCUUGCAAAAGAAUAUAUCUAUUGAAACUGAUAUCUUCAAGGCAAUUUAUCAAGAAGACGUAAUACAAAGAGUUAUUGAUUUCUAUAAGCAGACAGAUUCCCUCAAAGCAAAAUCAGAAGUAUCAAGUGAUCCAAAAUGGUCUAUAAAUAACAACUACCAGAUGCUGUAUGGGCAAAAAGGAACCGGAAAAUCUUUCUUCGCACUCCAAAUUCUCCCAAAGAUCUUCUAUAACUGAGAUUUUGAGUAUAUUGAUCUUAAUAGGAUGAUGCUGAUAAGUAAUGGCUUCAAUGACAUGGAUGCAAGCAUUAAAUAUCUCAGCACAAUCUUUUUGACAAAUCAGGACAUGAAUGUCAGAAAGAUCUUUAUCCUUGAUCAUAUUGAUUGAGUGCUCCCCCAAGAAGACGCUAAUGAAAUAGUUUCAGCAGUGAAGAAGAUCAAACAAAAUCAGCUUCUAAUGUUUUUCCUAGAUUUAAUAGACAGCAAGAAAUACUGAUUAUUCUUUAUUGGACGCCACUACCAAAAUAUCCACAGUGAAUUGGCCUCUAUCUCUCGGAUUGAUAACUUUGUACAGAUAGCUCCUCCAGAUUUUAAGAAACGAAAAUUGGCUUUCAAAGAAAUCAUUAAGAAGAGCUAUAACCCUCGUGGAGCUUUUAGUUUGAGCUCAAUGUCUAAGUUUUCCCAAGAAGCUAAUUCUAAAAUAAUCGAUAAACUAGACAAGAUCAGCACAUCAUUAGCAUCAAGUACAGAACAUUUUAAGUUUCCGAAUUUGAUCCAGAUUGGGAAGACUUUUCUGCAUAAAAGAGGUUAGAGGUAGA